Messenger RNA from Anneissia japonica, 5346 nucleotides. RefSeq names its product mucin-17-like. Gene Ontology annotation, molecular function: microtubule binding. Bases 46 to 4581 code for a protein of 1511 amino acids. The transcript has 21 exons. Lineage: Eukaryota; Metazoa; Echinodermata; Crinoidea; Comatulida; Comatulidae. Gene Ontology annotation, cellular component: HAUS complex; mitotic spindle microtubule. Gene Ontology annotation, biological process: spindle assembly. The record is from RefSeq and is a predicted model, not a curated record.
UUUUUUUCUUCAACAACAUUGUUAUUUAGUACAUUUGAAUGAAAAAUGAACAAGACAAAGGUUGAUGGAAGGGGUAGUGAUCGAUUGGGUCAAAGGAGUAUUUUCUUUAGCAACAUACUUCUUCUAGGAUUCGAACCUGGUGCUAUGGAAGCCAAGUAUUCUAUUCCAUUCACAAAGGACAUGUUUGCCAUGCCAAACAAGAAAGCAUUUGAGGUUGUCAUGUAUUUCCUGUUGACACGACUCAACCCAGCCUUGGCUAAAGAACGAUUCAGAGUGUGCUAUCCAGUAUGUGACAAAAAACAAGAGCAGUUGUUUCGAAGAGCAGUUACUAAUUGGCUUACUGAGAUUACAAAGGAUAGUGGUGAAGCUUAUCUUCCAAGGAUAGCACCCUCAUUAUUAAUGUCACCCUCUGGAGACAAGUUUUACAAUCUUCUGCUUCAUCUAUCUGCUCAUGUUCUUACUGUAGUGGCAAAAUCAUCACACGGUUUAAAGAGUCGUGAUUUGUUACAGCGUCCUCGGUUGGUGCCAUCGUCUAUACAUCUUGGUAGCGUGAUGGCGAAGACGGUGGGGGCAUCAGCUAUUCGUCAUCGUAAACGAUUUCUUCAGCAGUUACAGGAGACAACGGCCAUGCAAGACCAAUGGACUCAGUAUGCAGCGGAGUUGACAAAAGAGCACCGUACAUUAAGCAAGUCCAUACGUGGAUUAGAACAAAAAUUACAAGAUCAGUACGACAAGGCAAAUCAUUUGGCAAAAGCUCGAGGGAGCCCACCCCCAGUGAGACGUCACCAGUCUGGAGAAUGUUUUGAAGGGGAACCAGAGAUUCAAGCAAUUCGAAGAACCAAGAAAGUUCACAAGAUUCGAGAACUGUGGAAAGCUGUUGACAACCUCCACACUACCCAGAAACCAGAACGUGAUGUUUUGCAGUCAGUCGUAGAGGGUGCUGCAAAUCGGUUCAAAUUGGAUGCUAACGAUAUCAAUGUACAUAUUCCUGAACUGUUACUUAGGGACUGUGAAAAAGAACUUCAGAGGCGGAAUCUGGCUAACACUUAUGAAGGCGGAAAGCUAAACCUACUGACUCUUAUCCACUUGUGGAACCUCUCACUUCACUUAUACCUAGAGCAGCUUAACCAAGUUUCUCUGCCUGAUUUUGGAGAGCUUGCCCCAGCUGUAGUCACACAGGUGCACAACCAACACACACACUUGGCAAAUACACAGACCCUCAGGUCAACUCUAUCCAAUGAGCUACUACCGCAACUUAAGGAGUCUAUAGCAAUGCUGAAGGAAGAAUUAGAACUUCAGGGUGACAGUACAUUAAGACAAACAGACUCCUUAAGUUCCUCUAGAAAUAAGUCUCAUGAUCUUACCCUUCUGCCAUCAACACCACCGGUAUCGUUUCAACCAGACACAAAUAUGAGAGGCGGUACACCACAGGAAAUCACAGGCAAACCUUUGCAGAAGUCACCGGAUAUUAUGGACACACCAGAGGCAGCCUCCCUCCUUAGAAGUGUCAUCGACAAAGCUGCACUGCGUCGGACCGCAAUAGCCCAAGGAACACCGGUCAGCACUAAUAGAAACCUGAAAGAUAUGGGAUCUAAACUACCAAGACCAACAACAACUGUUGGAAGUGAUGUAGUAGAAGACAGGAAAAGAAUCAAGUCUGCACCAUCUAGAAGCCAAUACACCUCAACUCCAUCAUGUGAACCCCUCAGGCACCCUAAAACAACCAAGAAGGCAUCAAAUGGCAGCUAUAUCCAUCACCAAAUAGGAAACCAAACUGUGGAGGAUAAAGCUAACAAAGAUCAUGUCAAAGAUCAUGUCAAAGUUCAUGUCAAGGAAAGAAGAGAUGUAAAGAAAACUGACACCAAGAAGAAAUUCAAGCCUAAAAGAAAUCACCACCACAAACCAAGUUCUGCUGUAAAAGCCACAACCACAGCCAAUGGUAGUGACACAUCAGCACUCAGAGAUAUCAACACAUUGACAGUCAGUGACAUUGGCACCCCAGCAGUCAAGGACCUUGGUACCCCAGCUGUCAGUGACACUCGCACACCAGCUGUGAGUUCCAUCAAUAAACCUAAGUCGACUGCUAAAGUAACUACUGCAGCUCAUACGCUUCUUGCUGAUCAGAUUGCAGAUGCUGUGGCUGGAUCCUUUGUGGAUGGGAACACACCCUCUCCAAACUCACAGCCACUUGCCUUAGAUGAUCCUCUUGCUGCAUUACAUCAAACUGCUUUUACGACGAGAGACAAACUUAAUCGAACUCCAGAGAGAAAAACUGCCAAGGAAAAUGGUGAAGAGAGGGUUUCAACAUCAAAGAGUUCACAAAUGCCUACAAAAAAGCUGUUUGAUGGUAAGUUGUUGUCAUUAUCAUUAAUAGAGGCAGCCUCCCUCCUUAGAAGUGUCAUCGACAAAGCUGCACUGCGUCGGACCGCAAUAGCCCAAGGAACACCGGUCAGCACUAAUAGAAACCUGAAAGAUAUGGGAUCUAAACUACCAAGACCAACAACAACUGUUGGAAGUGAUGUAGUAGAAGACAGGAAAAGAAUCAAGUCUGCACCAUCUAGAAGCCAAUACACCUCAACCCCAUCAUGUGCACCCCUCAGGCACCCUAAAACAACCAAGAAGGCAUCAAAUGGCAGCUAUAUCCAUCACCAAAUAGGAAACCAAACUGUGGAGGAUAAAGCUAACAAAGAUCAUGUCAAAGAUCAUGUCAAGGAAAGAAGAGAUGUAAAGAAAACUGACACCAAGAAGAAAUUCAAGCCUAAAAGAAAUCACCACCACAAACCAAGUUCUGCUGUAAAAGCCACAACCACAGCCAAUGGUAGUGACACAUCAGCACUCAGAGAUAUCAACACAUUGGCAGUCAGUGACAUUGGCACCCCAGCAGUCAAGGACCUUGGCACCCCAGCUGUCAGUGACACUCGCACACCAGCUGUGAGUUCCAUCAAUAAACCUAAGUCGACUGCUAAAGUAACUACUGCAGCUCAUACGCUUCUUGCUGAUCAGAUUGCAGAUGCUGUGGCUGGAUCCUUUGUGGAUGGGAACACACCCUCUCCAAACUCACAGCCACUUGCCUUAGAUGAUCCUCUUGCUGCAUUACAUCAAACUGCUUUUACGACGAGAGACAAACUUAAUCGAACUCCAGAGAGAAAAACUGCCAAGGAAAAUGGUGAAGAGAGGGUUUCAACAUCAAAGAGUUCACAAAUGCCUACAAAAAAGCUGUUUGAUGAAGAUUGGCUUGCCUCUCCACCUGGUUACCAAGACAUUGUUGUUUCUGAAUUUAAGGAGGAACAGUCUGUUAUUAAGGAAACAUAUGAGAAAAAUAGUAAUGCUGGUUUGAGUGCCAAAAGUCAUCAGAAAACUGACAUUAAACCUGAAGACAAUUCUGAGCCUAAAGUCAUGCGUGAGGAUUAUUCAAAUUCAGAUUACUCAACACAACAUGCAUAUCACACAAAACUAGACCUAGAAUUGCAGGCAUCAGAUUCACCAGUUAUAGGGACUCCAGAGGGUCUCUACAAGGACUUCCAAAGUGAUCUAUCAGAAAUCUUUGCAUCAAAAACUCCAAGCUUACCACUUAGAUCAAGACAACGCCUAAAAGCAAGGAAAGACAAUUUUGUAGAUUCACCCAUUGUAGAAUCAAUGCGUACCAGUGUUGCAAUGAAAACCUCAUUAUCAACUGGAAUAGAAAUGCCUAUGGAUGGAUUAGGAUCACCAAAUGGAGACAUUUCGGCAGGAUUUACUCUAGAUGAUCUCUUGAAAGAAACACGGUUGUCAGUAGAAAGUGGAUCUAGCGAGAUAUCAGGUGAAAGCAUGCCAAAAAGUGCAUUAAAGGCCAGGAAUGGAAGUGACGAUUCACAAAAGAGUGUCCAUUUCUCCAGUGGUUAUCAAGAAAAUAUCUUUGAGGAGGAAGCAAACUCUUCUAGUGACAGAUCUCUCGCAGAAAAUGCUAAAACUAAGCAUGAAAAUCUUGAUGAAGAUUUAGAUCAAUUUUCAGGUUCUGUCCACUCUCAUAGAAACAGAUUAAGUGGAAUGUUUUCAGAAGAUGAAAGUUUUGAUCUUGAUAUAUCCAGACCAGUUGAAGAACUCUUGCAUUACAUUUCCCCAGCCACUACACCAACACAUUUAGAGAGUCAUGGAGGAGUACGAUUGUCAAGUCAUCCAACAGAUUCACCAUUUGAUAUUUCAAAACACGAUGCUACUGUGUCAUUACUUGAAAGGUUGAAACUUACUUCAGUGAGCUCAGACAAUGCAUCUCCCCGAGAUACUCAAAUGAGAAAGGAAAUGUCUGAUAGAAACCAACAGGAACUUGUGAAUACAAUGGAUUUUCAUGAUGAUUUUUGUGCAGUUAAAAUUUCAAAUCUUCAAAGAGAAGAUGAUUGUGAAUUGAGUAAAAGCACAGUGACAAGAUCAACAUCCAAUUUUGACCUAUUAGAUGAAAGUGAUGACUCAAUCCUAAUGCCUUCAUCACCAAUGCUAGGGAAUGAUUACUCUCCUAUUGACCAAAUGGUAUCUCCGCUGGCAGGUAAUGUACAUCCCUCCAUCAUCCCUCCAUCGCCAGCAGUUGGACAACUCAUUGACAUUUGAGGUGCUAUCAAAUGACAGCUUCAUGAGUGAAAGCUAACUGUUCUAUUAUCUAAAAGAACAAGUGGUUGGAGAGCAUAUAGCUACAUGAGACGCUACCAGACGAUGUCCCCAGUGGCAGAAAGAGCCUGCAUUUCCAUUAUUCAGAUGACCUCACCAGUGCUUUGACAUCCCUGAUGGCGGGAAAUGACCAUUUUCAUAUUUUUCUGAUGAUAUUUAAAAUGCCACCAGCAGACAUCACUAACAGACCAUUGUUCUAUCAAGACAACUACACUAGUUGGUCAGCCCACGGGUAUGAAAGAGGUCAACUGAUGAUAUGCCUGCCACCUGGUGCAAUUUGGCAAGUAUAAGUGGAAAAGCAGCCACUAAAUAUCUGAAAUAUGUGUGGUGCAACUUCCUUCAUGGUGAAAUAGAAGCAUGUCCACUAUUGAUUGUAUCAGCUGCUGUAUAUACAACCGAUAUAUAGUAAAUUAAAUUUAAUUUGUUGUAAAGAAUGCAUUUCCUGUUUGCUUGCCAGCCAAUUAUUACUGUGAAUAAAGCACAGGCGUUUAUGUAUUUUAACUUUAGAUUUUAUAAAUAUUAAUAUUGAAAUAUUUUCUUAUUCUGUACAAUUUAAAUGUUUAUUAUUUCUGUGUGUGCUUUAUUUUUUGAGAUUAAUUCCACAAUGGACAAUAAAUAUCAUUAUGGUUCUGUCAUGUAUAGAAAAACAUAAUUGUCAUUAAAUGACAUCUGUGAGUCAAUAAAACAUAUCCUCUAUAGAUUAUUUUA